Molecule: messenger RNA, 417 nt
Organism: Melanaphis sacchari
Lineage: Eukaryota; Metazoa; Arthropoda; Insecta; Hemiptera; Aphididae
Product: larval cuticle protein 65Ag1-like
Exons: 3
Coding region: 66-404 (112 amino acids)
Source: RefSeq, a predicted model, not a curated record
ACUCGACAGCAACAGCACAUCACGUACAAUUUUCAUGAAAAUAUAAAUAAACAACAACGUUCACAAUGACGGUGACCGUGAAAUUCAUUGUGUUGUCCUUGUUAUUACUGGUUAACUACUGUGUGUUCUUAGUGGCGGCACCGGCAACUAGUUCAACCAAGCCCAAAACAUAUUUGGUGAGAAAUAAGAACGUCUCGAAUGCAAAAGACCAACUAAUACUCGCUUAUGCGCUCAACGACGGGACGGCUCAGAUGAAAAAAGGAACGCUAGUACAAAACGACGAUGGAACCGGUUUCGUAUUAAACCAAGAGGGGUCGUACUCGUUUGUCGCCCCCGAAGGCUACAAUGUAAAAAUGUCGUACGCAGCUGACAAGAACGGUUUCGUAAUGAAAGGAUACCCCUAGUUCAUAUAAAAUA